GGUAAAUUGAACACACAGGAAAUGGAUUUCAUCACAACAUGGCAGCAUUUUCUUUCAUUGCAUUACAACAAUAUUCGACUGUUUGUUAAUUUACAUGGAGGCAAGAAAACAGACUAAAACAUGGCAUCCUCAAGACUGGGUCUCCGUUUGGCUGUAUGUUUGUUGAACGUUUCUGAAGCUAGACAGCAAGACAUUGUGGAAAGGAUUGCUAAAGCUGGUCUCUGGGAUAAAGCAGGUCAGAAACAAACACAAACGACUGUGUUGAAUAUAUUUUCAGAUUAUGACUAUAACAGAUCUGUCUUAACUCUUGCUGCUCCUGUGGAGACUUUAGGUAAUUCUGUUGUGACAGCAUGUACUGAAGCAUACGAUUUGAUUGAUAUGGAGCACCAUGAUGGCAUCCAUCCUUGCCUUGGGAGCGUGGAUCUUGUUCCUAUUUACCCCCUAUCAGAGUCUGUUAGCCUGGAAGAAUGUGGCAGAGUGGCUCGUGACAUUGCAGAGAAAUUAUCCCAAGAUGUACCAGAUUGCAGUAUCUUUUAUUUUGGAUAUGCAGAUCAACCUCUCAAACGAAACCUAGUCCAACGCAGGAAAGAGGUGAACUGGUAUAAGAGGAGCAAUUUGAAUGUGAAUGAAAUAAAGCCAGAUGUAGGAGCUGUGAUUUCUCCUAGAUAUGGUUUGACAGGAAUUGGUGCCAGCCCGUAUGUCAUGAACUGCAAUGUGACUAUUGACACACAGGAUCUGACCAUUGGGCAGCAGAUUGCCAAUGCAAUCCGGGCAGCGAAUGUUGGAGGCCUACGUGGUGUUCAGGCCAUGGCCUUUCCUCAUGAGGGCACUGUGGAGAUAGCCUGCAAUGUCGAGAGUUUUACAGAUGAGACCUCAUCAUCUCUGGCAGCAGAAAGAAAGGAAUGUAUUUCUUAUUUUAUUCAGGGGAAAGAAUACUUGUACUUCUCUCCAAGAUCCAUAGAGAGGCAGAUUAAAAAAAUGGCUACCAGCCAUGGGGUUACAACAGUUGGUACAGCACUGGUUGGGUUCACACCUCAACUCUGCAAAAGCUUGGCAGAACAGGCUAUACUGGAAGGGUGUGGAGAGUUCUGGAAGAGGCGUCAGACCAUUACAAUGUAGGGAAGGCAUAGGUGUGUGAUUUAUGUCUUUAAGGAAUCAUGCUUAAAGUAACCGUGGGCUGGAUUUUAGGCUCUGCUCCAACCCCCCAGCAUGUUUUCACCAGGGUGGUCAUGUAAAGUCUAUCAAGUGACCAGCCCAUUGCCUUCCCACCCACCGCCUUCCCACCCACCUCUGAUCAAUUUCUGAAAAUAUGGGGAUGGAGGUGGUCUGGAUAAGGUGCCUACUAGCCAAUCCACUCUUAGGCCCAAUGCACACCUUAAGUGCCGAUUAUUGCCCACUCUAGGCCUUUAAUCCACCUCCAUUGUCAUAAAACACUUGACAGUGGCAGGUGGAGGCAGGAGUGAAAAGCCAUUUACAACUUGGUUGAAAAGGAGGGAAGGAAGGGGGUACGUUAUCUGAGAGGUGCCCUUUUGUGCAUCGGGGGCAUAUCCAAGAAAAUGUGACCCUGCUUUGUUCCACCCCAUCUGGUCUCCAAAAUCAGAAACCCAGGCACCCCCACCUCAGCUCAGAAACCCUCCUUGCCUGUCUCUCUCUCUCUAUCUCUCCCGCUGGAAUGAAUGUAGUUUUUCUUUCCGGGGUUAUUUGCAGGCUCAGCAUUGCCCACUCCUCAAUUCCACUGCCAUUGGCUGUGCUAGAGCUGCCGGUCACUCCGAUUGGCCAGAGCUCUUGAGAGUUAGAUUUCCCCCUGAUUGAGGUCCCAAAUGGCGUUGUGGAGGCUGCUGGAACACAUUAUGAUUGCAGACUGGCCUCAUUUAAAGUCUUUUGGUCUGGAACCAAACUUUUUUUCUAGGAGGUGAGCAGUACAUCCCCGACCCCAAUAAAAUCCAGCCCGAUAUCUCUUACCAUGUAAACAGACCUUGUACACUAUCAUGAAUAUUUUGUGUUUUGUAAUGAUCUGUUGCUGAUGAAUAGAAAGAAAUUCUUAGGUACGUAUGACAUUGGCCACAAAGAAAUUAUUGGAAAAGGAAUAAGCUCCUGUGAGAUAAUAGGCAAACAGCUGAUUUCACAGAAUCUGCCAAUGUCCCUGUUAAGCUAGUCCAUGAGAUUGUAUGAAAGUGGUCCAGGAAGACAAGAAGGAUCCCGACCCGAAACGUCAACUUUCCUGCUCCUCUGAUGUUGCCUCGCCUGCUGUGUUCCUCCAGCUCCACACUGUGUUGUCUCUUACUCCAGCAUCUGCAGUUCUUGCUAUCUCUGACAGGUUUAUUCAUUGAUUUACUUUUUUAGGACAUACUUCUGAACUUUGACUGAAGGCAUUGACUCCUGCUCAGUGACCGAUCUGCAGGUAUUGAAAACUCUUGGUGUCUCAAGCAAAUGAGAAUUCUGCAUUUGUGAGCAUUAGACAUUGUUAGAUGAAGAGAGGUUGUUUCAUGUUGUGGGAGAGUCUAGGACCACAGAACAUAAUCUCAGAAAAUACCCAGAGAUGAGGAGAAAUUUCUUCUCACAAUGGAUAGUGAAUCUGUGAAGUUCUUCCCACAGCUGCGCAGUGUUAUUGAAGUCGGUCAAGAAGUAUAUUCAAGGCUGAAAUAGACAGAUUUUUAAUCAGUUAAGGAAUUAAGGUUUAUGGGCAAAAGGCAGGAAAAUGGAGUUGAGGGUUAUCAGGUCAACCAUGAUUUCAUUAAAUGGUGGGAUAGAUUCGAUGGCUGGAAUGGCCUAAUUGUACUGCCAUGUCUUAUGUUCUUAUGGACAAAACACUAGAUGGGCUGCAGAUUAUCUAACCAUUUUGAGAUUUUACAGCCGAAACCAAUCACAGCCAUGGGUUCUGCUUUGAUCCGGAGAAUAUUGAUGGUGAUAGGAAUGACCCUCCUUUUUUCCAGGAGUCUUAAGGUCAUUUAUAGCUGCCACACAGGAUUUGAACCUGUGGUUGUCUGGAUCACUCUGUGGAAAAUGUUUGCUUAAUAGGAAAACUUGUUUCCCACGUUUUCAGGAUGAGCUUAUAUCUGAUGACAUAGUAAGAAUUAGGAGCUCUGGAGAUACACAAACUGUUGUUCCCAGUGAGCAUAAGCUAACAUUAUAUUAUUUCUGUAUGUUGUUAUUAUGGUGACCUAAGAAUUUUCCGUUAGAUGGCCAGGUGCAUUCUAUAAUCCACUGUUAAAAUUUAAGGAGUGAAAACCCCGCCUUUCUUGAAAGGAGGAGGAAUAAUGUUAUUCAUCCAAGUAGUUCACCUCGGUUAUGGCACAGGAAAAAUGUCACGUAAAAGGGAGCCACUUAAUGUUACUAGACCCUAGGGACAAGGAUGUCUGCUCUGUGCUGUUUAGCUGUGGUAAGGAGCAGAAAGAGGCUGAGCUGAGAUUUAGGAUGCCCAGUUUAACAGUUUGUGAAGCAGUGUACCUGCCACAAUCUCAUUUGCUGAUCAGGCUAGCCAGAACUACUUGAGGCACACUCUUAUUGCCUCUUGUUUGCUCAUGGGACAAGAAUGGAUACAGAAACGUCUUUGAAGUGUCAAUCAUGGUUAGUAUCCCCAUCAGUAUGUAAGAACCCAUCUGACUAUUCAUAGGACUGUGGACUGUUAAAGUACUUAUAUCUUUAAUUGUAGCUUGUAUGUAAUAACGUGUGACCUAUUAUGCAUAGUAUCUGGAGGGACAGAGAUGAAUAAACUUCUCACCUUUUAAGUACACCACUUGGCAGGGAAGAGGACAUAAAUGCGUUACAGGAUUUGAAACAAGUGAUGAGGAGAAUGAAAUCCAUGUCAUAAAAUAGCAAGGAAAGGAAUCAGAUUAUUCCUUCCAUUCCCCAAUGGCUGCACCUGUUUGUUGCAGACAAAAUGAUUUGAUUUUUCAUUUUGCUUUAGCCAUGUGUUAGUUGAAUGAUUAAUUUACAAAUAAAUUCUUAUCCAGCCAA
Messenger RNA from Rhincodon typus (whale shark), 3957 nucleotides. It is a transcript of the gene ftcdnl1, whose product is annotated as formiminotransferase cyclodeaminase N-terminal like 1. Gene Ontology annotation, molecular function: folic acid binding; transferase activity. The coding region runs from base 121 to 1119 and encodes 332 amino acids. NCBI's taxonomy places the organism in Eukaryota, Metazoa, Chordata, Chondrichthyes, Orectolobiformes, Rhincodontidae. The record is from RefSeq and is a predicted model, not a curated record. The transcript has 6 exons.